Molecule: messenger RNA, 4038 nt
Organism: Daphnia carinata
Lineage: Eukaryota; Metazoa; Arthropoda; Branchiopoda; Diplostraca; Daphniidae
Exons: 11
Coding region: 125-1102 (325 amino acids)
Source: RefSeq, a predicted model, not a curated record
UAGUACCUAUCGACAAGUUUGUUUUGACGUGGAUAAUUUUCUCAAGUGGCGUUUUUAAGUCUAUUAAACACUUUUGUUUCUUAUAAAGUUGUUAGCGCCAAAUAAUUAAUCAACGCUUUCGUACAUGGAGGAAACGCAGACGGUUGAUAUUAAUGAUAUUAGCCGUGAGCUUUAUGACCUUAAAAACAAAUACGAACGAUUAAAAGAGGGCCAUAGAAAAUUGUUGUUUGUUAAUCAAAAUUUAGAAGAGAAGUUACUUCAAAACAUCAACAAAUAUGAAACAGAAAAAAUAUCACUGGUCCAUACUAUUUCAGCUCUCAACCUGGAACGUGAAGAAUUGCAACAAAUCAACAAAAAAUUAGUAACUCAAAAUGAAAGAUUUAAAUUAGACAUUUCUGUUGCUAUUCAACUACUCCAUUGCAAGCCAUCCAGCUUUUCUGCAUGCAAACUAGAAAGCCUCCCACAGGAGUUUCAAGAAAAAGCAAAGUUUCACAUCCAACAAGAAGCUCUUCCAAGGUAUCGAUCUGAGAAAAAAGGAAAAGUGAUUAGAGUUCCAAUAUCAGCAUUUCCCUCUACAACUGUGAUAUACUCUAUACCUGAUGACGACGAUGACGAUGUCGAUUUAAACGCAGAUGUGACAGUGUCUGCUGAAACAAUGGCUAAAGUGCUGAAUGAAAGACAACGAGAGCUUCACGAUCAAACUCCAAACGGAGCCGGCUUCCCACCCCAUUGUUCUAACGGCCUGCACACCUCUCAUUCAAUGCCAUUCUUAGACGGGUUGCAAUAUGUAGACCACGGGACGCAAACUUAUCCGAAUUUUAUUGGCGAACGAGAGAAGACCGUUAAUACUUGUAUAUUUUGCCAAGGAACACCGACCACAAACCGAUCAUGUGGCACAAUUAAAAAUCAGGCUACUUUACCUUUAGAAGACCCAAAAGUGUUUUUGCAUACGGAGUCGGAGAUCAGCCCUCUAACCACACAACGUAGUAGCAUCAACACCGCUAGGAAAAAUGCUGCGAAUACCCACAGGCGCAAAGUUCAGAGUAAUAACAAUAGCGUUAGCUCAAGCUACAGCAGGUCUUCGAUGGAAACGGACAUUUAGUCAACGAGAGUUGUGCACAAGUUUAGUGGAAUACCUCCAGGUAAAAAUCGCUUUUCGUAUUUAUGAAGAUCACUUAACUAGUUGUUUCAUGUUGCGUCAUCCAUCCUCAAUGAUGAUUAAACAUUUAUAUAAUAAUAGUUUGAUUUAUGGGACUGAUAUUUACCAACUGAUGGAACUGAAAUAUUUGUAUUUAAUGAUGUUUUGACUUAACCCAAAAUUUGUUAUCGGAAAAGGGUAAACAUUUCUUCCUUUAAACAUUUAAUUUUCCUGGUGAAUGGUAAAUUGUGAAUGUGCGAGAUAUUUCGAAUAAAUCAAACUUCGCUCGACGUUCGGGAACAAAACAAAGUACCUCGCCAGUUUUUGUUCAAAGUCCAAAACGGACAUUUUGCAUUUAAAUUGGCUGAAACUUUACAUCGAUCCCUGUGGAGAAGUUUCCAAUUUGCCGCCAUUGGGCUGUUUUCUUAUUUCACUGUCAUCGGUGCCCACAUAUGCUUCUCAUACCAACACAUGAAAACGCAAAUCCUUUUUGAUUACGCACUAAGUAUAAAGGGAAUUUAGGGCUUAAAUUUCAUAGGUUAUCGAUAACCCUUUGGCAACAAUUACGAGCAUAGUACUGGACCGAAUAGCAGGUUUACUAGAAAACGUGCUAAAGCGGUUGGAUCUACCUUUGCUACCAAGAGUAAUUCGGUUUGAAACGAAUCGUGAUCUAGUUGAGGCAUAUCUUUGUUCGUGGCGCAUAGGAAAUUAUUCGACUGAGAUUUUACCAACAAACUGAGAGGCAGAAUUGCUUAGUGACGCCUUAUUAGGAUCCCAGGCUUGUAGACGUCUUCUCAUUCCUUCUAAGUAAACAGGCCGAUUGAAAGUUCCAGCAGAUAGGGGUAUCCUGUUAAUAAGGUAGGAAUAAAAUUUUAAUGAACUUUUUUUUCGGUUAAACUUUUGUUUGGAGUUACGUUUCUCUUCCAGGUUUUAUAGGCACUUUGAAGGCAGCCCAAACGGGUGUGUGAUCAGAGCUUUUUAAUUGCUUUGCCACAUCAUAGUGGGCGCAUCGUAAAUGGGCACCUUUACGCUCCUUCCAUAGUAUCCGGAAUGUAUUUGUAGGUUGGAGGGAAAGUUAUGUUGGCCUCGUUGAACGUUUUUAAUAUUCGGUCUGGAGUGAAAAAAAAAAACACUUUUCAUAUAAGAGUGCCGUCAUGUGUAAGUUAGCAUUUAAUACUGUUCUUAAGACUGAAUUUUAGCUGAUCAGCUUCCAUGAGAGUUGUUAGACCCCGGCCGCAAGGAGAUGAAGGGUCUACCCACGUUUUCGAGACGAUAUCAAUGACCUCUUCUCGAGGUUUGUUAAUUCGGAAGUUCAUAUCGCCACAUAUGAAAACCAGAUCGUAAUUGCUCGUAACAUCUUAUGAAAGAACAAAUCGUUAACUUCAGGUACUUAACGUUCAGAACAUUAUAAACUGUUGAGAUGUUCGUUUACCUCGUUGUUUCUUUCGAAUCGGCAACUCUUUUGGCAAAUCCAGCGAGAGGAAUAUCUUUUUGAGAUCGCGCUCACGUUCAGCCACCUUUUCCGCGUGGGCCGGCAAGUGGCAAUUUACAAAAAGAAGAGAAGUACCGAAAAUACUGAAACCGAUCGCUACGCCUCCUUUCGUCCGGAAGGCGCUGCCCGCUCGCGUGCUGUGCGUGUCCGAUUCUGUUUUUGAGACAGACGAUUACAUACCUGAGCACACCCAAAUCAGAUCUCUGCGGAGGAAAACGGCCAUAUGGAUUGUGCCCAGCUCGACGGAAUGGAAUAGAACGUGCCCUGGUCCCAGCGUCUCCUGCAGUCCAACUUCCCAUUCGUCUCGUUCACCAUUGGUCUCUUGCGUGCCGAUAACUACGACGUCGUGUAGACUUUGAAGAGGAGUCGGAAGCAAGAGAUCCUCCAGCGUAGAUGGUGGCGUCUAGGAUGCAUUGCAAGGUAAAAAUCGAUACAUCAUGCUUCAGAGCAUCGUGUCGUUUAGACAUUAGUCGUUUAUGAAUAAUUAAUCUCGUUAGGUUUUUCAAUAGCGGUGAUGUGUGCGUUGUCGUUUUUGUUUGUUAAGACUAUAGCGAACGGCUAAACAAUGCUGACAGCACCCUACGUGAUUUUCACAGUGACUCGUGACACGAAAGAAAAAAUUCGAUCUCGAGUAGGCGAUCAAAUUCAAGCGCACGUUUUUAUCAAAUAGUUGGAAUCUCAUACUGAAAGCGUUUCAUUUAAAUAUUAAAUGAUCGACUACGCAAAAGCUUAAACAUUUUUGUAACGCUGUACAGCGAAAUUUGGUAUAGAACUGCAAGAUUGGCACGUAAAACAAAAAUUUUAAAUUGGACGUAAAUUUUGAAUUUCCCGCAAUCAGAAAUUGACAUACCUUGCCGUUCAUGUUCCAUGUUCCAAUAAAAAUUUUCAAUUGGCUAUCGGAUAACGUGCGCUUGAGUUCGGUGAUGCCCAGUAGCGAUUGAUAAGGUCCAACGCUUCCGUGCAAGUAGCUCCUGUUGACAACGAUUUCGAGAUAAGAUCGAUGAACUGCGUGACUCACGUAGCAAUGGCAGACAAAGAUGAAUUGUGUGUUACCUUUGUCGAGCUAGCUGGACAGAAAGCGCUUGUUGAACUUGAUUUUCUUCUUUGCAAGAGUUGCAUACUUUGAUAGCCGCAAUUUCUAUUUCACUUUCCGGUUUAAAUUCGUCGUUGAGGCUCUCUUGACUGGCUGACAGUUGCAGCACACCAACCACAGAAGAGAGAGCCUCUUCCAAACAGCUGACGGAUCCGCGGUUCGAGCAGCUGAAACUGUUUCUGCGACUAUUGCAACGGCUACUUUCGCCCGUCACUUGCUGCUGGCUAUCAAUAGAGCGAACUCUGGCAAUUGGAUCACUCGGUUGAUUAUUCGCCAUAUCAGAUUUCUAGUCAUCAAGAAAAAUGGAAAAUAUUU